Dujonia railenensis is the source of this 2418-nucleotide messenger RNA. NCBI's taxonomy places the organism in Eukaryota, Fungi, Ascomycota, Pichiomycetes, Serinales, Debaryomycetaceae. The record is from the annotation of a GenBank genome assembly.
AUGUUGUUACCCGUCAUCCGAAGGUCGUGCUUGAAGUCGGCUUUCAAUUUUGGGAGUAGCAGCUUUGCCUGUAGGAGCACAAGUGGAGCUGGAUUGUCACCAUUUAAACUUAAGAUGAAUCUUGAUAAUGAUAGGAUGUUUUCAACUUCUUCAAUAAUACUCCAAAGCAUACAAAAGGAGGAGGGGAUACAAGCAGAAAAGCUAAAGAAGUAUCCCAUUUCCAACAAACGGAAGGAAUAUGCGGAUGAGGCUUUUUUAUCCACCCCUUUGAGGAAGCUCUUGGGGAUAUCUAGAAUUAAGAAAGAUGAGUUGAUAGAGGAAGAGAAACAGAAGGAAUCACAGGACAGGAAAUCGUUCAAAGAAAACAUGAAAACCAUAUUUCGAAUCAUUAAGUUGGGUAGGAGAGACUUGAGGCUCUUUUUGUAUGCAUUGGCAUUUAUAUUAUGUGCUGUGCUAUACCCAACUGCUUCAGUCAAGCUUGUUGGAUCAUCCAUCGAUGCUAUAAACCAAAAUAUAAAAGACGAAGAGGGGAACUUGUUGAUUUGGGGGUACAAGGCCCAGACAGUAUUCGCUGUGAUGGUCCCAUUCAUGUGUGUCUCCGCAGUAUGCUUUUGGGCUAGAAUUUGGGUCUUGAAGGUGUUGGGGGAGAGACUUGUCGCCAGAUUAAGACUUCGUGCGAUGAAGCAGUUGGUCAGACAUGACUCUAAGUUUUACGAUAGCGAGAAGCAUAAGGUCGGGGAUUUGAUAUCGAGAUUAUCGAGUGAUGCAUAUGUUGUCUCAAGAUCGAUCACAAGUAACCUUCCAGAUGGAUUGAAAAAUGUGUUAUUCGGAAUUAUAUCGGCUUAUAUGAUGUUCUCCAUUAAUCCACUCCUUUUCGGUGUUAUGUUGUGUAUAUCGCCUCCAAUCACUUUCGGUUCUGUGUGGUACGGUGAAAAGAUCCGUGGAUUGUCCACGAAAUUGCAAAAUGCCUCUGCUGGCUUGACGAAGGCUGCUGAAGAGACAUUGAGCUCUGUCAAGUUAAUUCAAGCUUUCACAGGAGAACAAAAGGAAUUAGCGAAGUACUCUAAUGAAUUGAGAAAUGUGGUAAACGUUGCUAAAACGGAAGCAUUAGCUCAAUCCAACUAUCUGGUUUCAAUUUAUAGUUUAUAUCACACUGGUUACUUAUCGUGUAUUGCCUUGGGUGUAUAUUUGAUCUUACAGGGACAAAUGACCACUGGUGACGUUGUUGCAUUCACGAUGUAUCUGGAAUUUUUCAACCUGGCGUUGUAUUCAUUGACUACUACCUAUAUCGAGUUGAUGAAGGGAUCCGGUGCUGGUGUCAAGUUGUUUGACUUGAUUGACUACAAAAAUGACGUCGAAAACAUCAAGGGUGAAAAAUUAACCAAAGCUGGGCUUCCAAAUAGUGAAGUUGAGUUCAAAAAUGUAACUUUCAGCUAUCCUACCAGAAAAAAUCACAAGAUUUUUGAUGACUGUUCUUUCACGAUUCCCGCUGCGUCAUCCACUUGUAUAGUUGCUCCAUCGGGAGCUGGAAAAUCCACUGUAGCACUGUUAUUAUUACGUUCUUAUAACCUCCAAUCAGGAGAAAUCUUGAUCGGUGGUAAGGAUAUCAAAGACAUUCAAACUAGGGAAUUGAGAAGAAACAUUAUCGGAAUAGUGCAACAAGAACCCGUAUUACUUUCUGGAACUAUCUUAGAAAAUAUUAUAUAUGGGCUAACACCUUUACAAAUUAACAAUUUGACUAUGAAAGAUGUUAUCAAUGCUGCAAAACAGGCUAAUUGUCAUGGAUUCAUUUCGAAUUUUCCUGAUGGUUACGAUACGAUAAUUGGAGCAAGAGGUGCAUCUUUGUCUGGGGGACAAAAGCAAAGAGUGGCUAUUGCCAGAGCUCUUAUAAAGAAGCCAUUAGUGCUAAUCUUGGAUGAGGCUACUUCCGCUUUGGAUUCCAAGCUGGAGAGUCUUAUCAAUGAAACUUUGAAAGAAUUGACAUCCCAGGGGAAAAUAACUAUCAUUUCAAUUGCACACAGAUUAUCGACUAUUUCUAAAUCUGAAAACGUGGUGGUUUUGGGUAAAAGAGGUAAAGCAGUUGAAUGCGGCACUUUUGUUGAACUAUACAGCAAUCCGAAAUCUGAACUUUCUAAGCUCCUCGAUUCAACAACGUCUAAUAUGAGGAAAAAUGUUGAAGGACACUCGGAGGAAGUUUCAUCUACAAAGUCUGAUUCACCAACAGAAGCAUUAUCUCCAUCUCCAGAUAAUGCUCCAGCCUUCAAUGAAGAUGACGAAUUAAAUAGAGUAAGAUCGAUAAUUGAAGACUUGCCCUUCGAGUUAAGACAACAGCUUAUUCAACAGAUCACUGAGCAAAUUGAAAGUGAUAGGAAGGCCGCUGUCAAGGAGGUGCAGGUAAUUCCUGACAAUUUGAGUUAA